CCACACACGUUGUGAUCACUUACAACUUUUUUUUUCGUUAAUAUAAUUUAUCGUUAUAAUACAACAGCUUGUGUACUUAUUUUAAGGAUUUUGUGCUUGUGAAGUGAAAUAUGUGGUGGAUUAUUCAGUUCGCAAUAUUAUUGCAAUGUGUAUCAUCAGUCCGUAUAAUCAACAUGCGAGUUCCUGAAGUUCUGCAAUAUGGAACUCGAGAUGUGAUAACGCUGGACUGCGAUUACAUCACAAAAAACGUCACAGGGCUGGUCGUAAAAUGGUUUUUUUCUGACCGCUCGCAGCCCGUCUACCAGUGGAUACCACCACAGAAGCCUCAAGCUCUUGGUAUAUUGAAGAAUAAGUUGGACUUAAACUACAAGAUUUCGCACAAUCCAUAUACGCAACACCGAGCUCUAAGGAUAGUUCAGCCGAGUACUGAGUUGACUGGGAACUAUACAUGUGUCGUUUCCACCUUCUUAGCUGAAGAUGAAAGCACCCGGCCUAUGACUAUAUUUGUGCCUGAAAAACGAUUCGACAUGAUCAUGGAUAGACUCAGCGAUGGUUAUCUGAACAUAAUAUGCUCCGUUGAAGGUGUCUUCCCACAGCCAGAACUCGUCAUUUUAGCUGGAAACAGACCGUUGAAUGCGAAAUCAUCUUUAAAUAUGAUAGAUGGAAGGUAUACAGCUUUAACAAGUGCAGUAGUCAAAAUCGAUUAUUUGCCGCCCACAGUGGAGAUACUUUGCGACAUGCAAGUACCACUCGCUAACUAUUUCAGUAGAAAACGGGAUAUAUUUUAUAGAGAUCCACCACCCACUACUCUAGACCCUCCUGGUUUAGCCAACUCCCAGUUUGCAAAAGAUCACGGACACUCAACGCAGUGCAGAUUGACCUUAAUUAUUGUAAUGCUAUUUAUGUACUUUAGUUUAUGGUACUCUUGACGUAUUUUUUAAAUUAUUUCUGUAUAUACUAAUGUAAAUAAUUUAGAAAGUUGACGUUAAAAGUAAAUGACAUGUGAUAAGA
This is a messenger RNA of Pieris brassicae (large cabbage white), 1011 nucleotides long. RefSeq lists its product as uncharacterized. The record is from RefSeq and is a predicted model, not a curated record. The coding region runs from base 111 to 929 and encodes 272 amino acids. The transcript is spliced from 7 exons. NCBI's taxonomy places the organism in Eukaryota, Metazoa, Arthropoda, Insecta, Lepidoptera, Pieridae.